Messenger RNA from Durio zibethinus, 1195 nucleotides. Its product is annotated as deoxyuridine 5'-triphosphate nucleotidohydrolase-like. The record is from RefSeq and is a predicted model, not a curated record. Gene Ontology annotation, biological process: dUMP biosynthetic process; dUTP catabolic process. Gene Ontology annotation, molecular function: magnesium ion binding; dUTP diphosphatase activity. NCBI's taxonomy places the organism in Eukaryota, Viridiplantae, Streptophyta, Magnoliopsida, Malvales, Malvaceae.
UUAAUUUCGUCGUCAAUCGUUAUGGAGCCUUACUCGUUACGGAGUGAUGCCGGGUGCGCAUGCUGUAAAGGAAAUGGCUGGAAGACUUGGCACCACCAGUUCGUGGAGACUAAAUUCCCGGCUUUAUUUCUAUAUAACUAUGUAAUCGCAAUCCUCCAGGAAUGUUAGUCUUCAAACCAAUUUGUUGGAAUCGUCCGUCUGUUUCGUUUUCGUUCUCAAGAUCUCUCACAAUGGCCCAAGCAGAUCAGCUUAACAACAGCCCUGAAAUCAAAGAGACAUCCCUAAAAGCCCCAAAACUCAGUCAAAAUGGAGUGCAUGGAGUUACUCGAGCUCCAGUCCCACUUUUGAGAGUCAAAAAGCUUUCUGAAAAAGCUUUGUUGCCCUCAAGGGGUUCCCCUCUCGCUGCUGGCUACGAUCUCUCAAGUGCAAUGGAUACCAAAGUGCCAGCUAGAGGAAAAGCUUUGGUUCCUACUGAUCUAAGCAUUUCAGUACCUGAAGGAACCUAUGGUCGCGUUGCGCCAAGGUCUGGCUUGGCUUGGAAGCAAUCCAUUGAUGUGAGUGCUGGAGUAAUCGAUGCUGAUUACAGGGGACCUCUUGGGGUUAUUUUGUUCAACCAUUCGGAUGUUGACUUUGAAGUGAAAGUGGGUGAUAGAAUUGCACUGUUGAUUAUUGAGAAGAUCAUGACACCUGAUGUUUUGGAAGUUGAGGAGUUGGAUUCCACUGCUAGAGGGGCUGGGGGAUUUGGAUCCACUGGUGUUUAAAUCUCUGGGUUUUCUUUUUCCUAUGGAAUGAAUUAGGAUUAGGUGGCGGUUAUUUAGAGGGUUAACAAAGCUGCCUUGUUUUGUAACGAACCUCUAAUUGGUCAAAUUAUAUAUUCUGCUGUGACGAGCUCUCUCUAUAUUGAAGAUCAAAAUUCUUGAUUAACUGACUUUAACAUAAAUUCUUGAUUUCAAACUAUUCCCUGUUUUUUUUUUUUUUUGGUUUUCGAUUAGCCUAUAGACCAUAGCUGAUUUAUGUCGAUAAACUAAGCGUGAAAGGCCUGUGCAGCAUGCUCAAGCCUCAAGGUCCUGAUAAAAACUUGGAACCUCAAGUUGUUCCAUAGCACAAACCUUUCGCGUCAACAAGCUAGGGUCUUAUUCAUUUUCAUUUUUCCCCUCAAUUUUCACAUUGAGUUAUAAAAAUGUGAUAAUGGAUA